CCGGCUCACUUCCUUGAGACGCACCAAUCGGUCAUUGAAUCAGCCCUGCGUGCUGAAUUUGUCUCCCAGGGGUCGAUGUGCUUCAUUGAGUCAAACUAUCUCUUAUCGCGCGCGGUUUAUGAUCGUUGGGCUGCUGCAGAGGCUGACGGGGAAGCUUCCACGCGUUGUGCACAGGAUCAGUGUGAUAAUGAAGCCGCAGGUUGUGUUUGUUCUGGGCGGGCCUGGCGCGGGGAAAGGGACACAAUGCGCCAGAAUCGUGGAGACCUACAGCUACACUCACCUGUCUGCCGGUGACCUGCUUAGAGAAGAGCGCAGCCGCACGGGGUCGGAGGUCGGUCAGCUCAUUGACAACUACAUCAAAGAGGGCAAGAUCGUCCCUGUGGAAAUCACCAUCAGCUUACUGAAAAAGGCAAUGGAGGAGACUAUGAAGGCAGAUGAAAAAAAGUUCCGCUUUCUUAUUGACGGUUUCCCACGUAACCAAGACAACCUACAGGGAUGGAACACUCUCAUGGACGGGAAGGCAGAUGUCAAAUUUGUUCUUUUCUUUGACUGUAGCAAUGAGGUGUGCAUUGACAGAUGUUUAGAGCGGGGGAAGAGCAGCGGACGCACUGAUGAUAACAGAGAAAGCCUAGAGAAGAGGAUCCAGACAUAUCUUCAGUCCACACGGCCCAUUAUAGAGCUGUAUGAACGGCAAGGGAAGGUGCGCACAGUUGAUGCCUCCCGCUCAGUGGAUGAGGUGUUUGCAGAUGUGAAAAACAUUCUGGAUAAAGAUGGCUAAAGCUACAUAUGUCCACGGCAAAAACUUUUUUGAAAAUUAAGGUGUCUGUUUAUUUACAGUGCGUGCUAUGCCUUCAUAUAUCAAUAUAAAUUUUUACUCAUUCAAUGGUAAUAUAAGUUUUUUUUUUUUCUUUUUUAUUCUUGUGGAAGAGUGCGUGUAUAUCUAUAUGUUUGUAAGAUUGAAAGGCCAACAUUAUUUUGUUGAGCAAAUGAUCCUUACAACAGCAAUAGCAUUCAGCACACUUCUAUUAGAACAGUACAUACAGUUGAAGUCAGAGGUUUACAUACACCCCGGCCAAAUACAUUUAAACUCAGUUUUUCACAAUUCCUGACAUUUAAUCAUAGAAAACAUUCCCUGUCUUACGUCAGUUAGGAUCACUAUUUUAUUUUAAGAAUGUGAAAUAUCAGAAUAAUAGAAUGAUUUAUUUCAGCUUUUAUUUCUUUCAUCACAUUCCCAGUGGGUCAGAAGUUUACAUACACUUUGUUAGUAUUUAGUAGCAUUGCCUUUAAAUUGUUUAACUUGGGUCAAACUUUUUGGGUAGCCUUCCAGAAGCUUCUCACAAUAAGUUUCUGGAAUUUUGGCCCAUUCCUCCAGACAGAACUGGUAUAACUGAGUUAGGUUUGUAGGCCUCCUUCCUCACACAUGCUUUUUCAGUUCUGCCCACAGAUUUUCUAUCGAACUCAGGUCAGGGCUUUGUGAUGGCCACUCCAAUACCUUGACUUUGUUGUCCUUAAGCCAUUUUGCCAAAAUUUGGAGGUAUGCUUGGGGUCAUUGUCCAUUUGGAAGACCCAUUUGUGACCGAGCUUUAACUUCAUGGCAGAUGUCUUGAGAUGUUGCUUCAAUGUAUCCACAUAAUUUUCCUUCCUCAUGAUGCCAUCUGUUUUGUGAAGUGCACCAGUCCCUCCUACAGCAAAGCACCCCCACAACAUGAUGCUGCCACCCCCAUGCUUCACGGUUGGGAUGGUGUUCUUCGGCUUGCAAGCCUCACCCUUUUUCCUCCAAACAUAACGAUGGUCAUUAUGGCCAAAAAGUUCAAUUUUUGUUUCAUCAGACCAGAGGAAAUUCCUCCAAAAAGUAAGAUCUUUGUCCCCAUGUGCACUUGCAAACUGUAAUCUGACUUUUUUACAGCAGUUUUGGAACACUGGCCUCUUCCUUGCUGAGCAGCCUUUCAGGUUAUGACAAUAUAGGACUCGUUUUACUGUGGAUAUAGAUACUUGUCUACCUGUUUCCUCCACCAUCUUCACAAGGUCCUUUGCUGUUGUUCUGGGAUUGAUUUGCACUUUUUGCAUCGAACUACGUUCAUCUCUAGGAGACAGAAUACAUCUCCUUCCUGAGCGGUAUGAUGGCUGUGUGGUCCCAUAGUGUUUAUACUUGUGUACUGUUGUUUGUACAGAUGAACGUGGUACCUUCAGGCAUUUGGAAAUUACUCCCAAGGAUAAACAAGACUUCUGGAGGUCUUGGCUGAUUUAUUUUUUAUUUUUUCAAUUUGGAAUUCCCAAUGCACUUUAAGUCCUCGUGGUGGUGUAGUGACUCGCCUCAAUCCGGGUGGCGGAGGACAAAUCUCAGUUGCCUCCAUGUCUGAGACCGUCAAUCCUUGCAUCUUAUCACAUGGCUUGUUGAGCGCGUGUGGAGACUUCACGCUAUUCUCUGUGGCACCCACGCACAACUCACCACGUGCUCCACUGAGAGCGAGAACCACAUUAUAGUGACCACGAGGAGGUUGCCCCAUGUGACUCUACCCUCCCUAGCAACCGGGCCAAUUUGGUUGCUUAGGAGUCCUGGCUGGAGUCACUCAGCACACCUUGGAUUCGAACUCACGACUCCAGGGAUGGUAAUCAGUGUCUUUACUCACUGAGCUACCCAGGCCCCCUGACAAUCAGUCUUAAAGAUCUAUUUUGAAAAACCAAUCGGAAAUUGUGUGAUUUCUUUUGAUUUUCCCAUGAUGUCAAGAAAAGAGGCACUGAGUUUGAAGGUAGGCCUUAAAAUACAUCCACAGGUACAGCUCCAAUUCAGUACACCUAUCAGAAGCUAAUUGUCUAAAGGCUGAGCAGCCUUUCAGGUUAUGACAAUAUAGGACUCGUUUUACUGUGGAUAUAGAUACUUGUCUACCUGUUUCCUCCACCAUCUUCACAAGGUCCUUUGCUGUUGUUCUGGGAUUGAUUUGCACUUUUUGCAUCGAACUACGUUCAUCUCUAGGAGACAGAAUACAUCUCCUUCCUGAGCGGUAUGAUGGCUGUGUGGUCCCAUAGUGUUUAUACUUGUGUACUGUUGUUUGUACAGAUGAACGUGGUACCUUCAGGCAUUUGGAAAUUACUCCCAAGGAUAAACAAGACUUCUGGAGGUCUUGGCUGAUUUAUUUUUUAUUUUUUCAAUUUGGAAUUCCCAAUGCACUUUAAGUCCUCGUGGUGGUGUAGUGACUCGCCUCAAUCCGGGUGGCGGAGGACAAAUCUCAGUUGCCUCCAUGUCUGAGACCGUCAAUCCUUGCAUCUUAUCACAUGGCUUGUUGAGCGCGUGUGGAGACUUCACGCUAUUCUCUGUGGCACCCACGCACAACUCACCACGUGCUCCACUGAGAGCGAGAACCACAUUAUAGUGACCACGAGGAGGUUGCCCCAUGUGACUCUACCCUCCCUAGCAACCGGGCCAAUUUGGUUGCUUAGGAGUCCUGGCUGGAGUCACUCAGCACACCUUGGAUUCGAACUCACGACUCCAGGGAUGGUAAUCAGUGUCUUUACUCACUGAGCUACCCAGGCCCCCUGACAAUCAGUCUUAAAGAUCUAUUUUGAAAAACCAAUCGGAAAUUGUGUGAUUUCUUUUGAUUUUCCCAUGAUGUCAAGAAAAGAGGCACUGAGUUUGAAGGUAGGCCUUAAAAUACAUCCACAGGUACAGCUCCAAUUCAGUACACCUAUCAGAAGCUAAUUGUCUAAAGGCUUGACAUCAUUUCCUGGAAUUUUCCAAGCUGCUUAAAGGCACAGUUAACUUAGUGUAUGUAAACUUCUGACCCACUGGAAUUGUGAUAUAGUCAAUUAAAAGUGAAACAAUCUGUAUGUAAACAGUUGUUGGAAAAAUUACUCAUGUCAUGCACAAAGUAGAUGUCCUAAUCGACUUGCCAAAACUAUAGUUUGCUUUGGAGUGGUUAAAAAAAUUAGUUUUAAUGACUUCAACCUAAGUGUAUGUAAACUUGUGACUUCAACUGUACAAGCUUCCACUCUUAACACUAACAGAGUCCCACUUGGCAUAUACUGUAUGUGUUACAUCUAUUAAUGUUUAGGACUAUCUAGCAUUAUUAAGUGUAUAGAACAGAAUUAGAUUGAAAUAGGCCAAGAUUAUGUUGGAGAAUGUUGCAGUUCCCAUAUGGCUCUGUGUACAGUUGCACUUAACAGUUUCAAAUGACAUCGUUCUCUGAGCAGAUGAGCAAUUGUAACUGACUAACAGGAAGUAAGAGUUUUUUAGUAGAUUACCAGACCUGUCUGUGUAAUUACAUUUGACAGCAUUGUUUUGUACAGUGAUCCAAAUCAGGUCCUCAUGACCUAUGAGUAGCCACCCUGAGAGUUGAGUUUUAGUUGUAAGUUUUACUUUUUGUUAUGUUGUGGUUAUUGCAAUAGCUGCUACUGUAUUCCAGACACAUGCCGUCUUCGCUCAGGCAAUAGAUUUUAAUUUGUGGGGAAUGGGGGCUCCUGAUUUUACUUGAUUGUCAUCUUUGGGGUCAAUUAUGAAUAAAGUGUCUUUAUGUUA
This is a messenger RNA of Myxocyprinus asiaticus (Chinese sucker), 4513 nucleotides long. RefSeq names its product UMP-CMP kinase. Bases 119 to 778 code for a protein of 219 amino acids. Gene Ontology annotation, cellular component: nucleus; cytoplasm. The transcript is spliced from 6 exons. NCBI's taxonomy places the organism in Eukaryota, Metazoa, Chordata, Actinopteri, Cypriniformes, Catostomidae. Gene Ontology annotation, biological process: CDP biosynthetic process; 'de novo' pyrimidine nucleobase biosynthetic process; UDP biosynthetic process. Gene Ontology annotation, molecular function: ATP binding; UMP kinase activity. The record is from RefSeq and is a predicted model, not a curated record.